Molecule: messenger RNA, 1723 nt
Organism: Peromyscus eremicus (cactus mouse)
Lineage: Eukaryota; Metazoa; Chordata; Mammalia; Rodentia; Cricetidae
Product: protein lifeguard 2-like
Exons: 11
Coding region: 258-1166 (302 amino acids)
Cellular component (GO): membrane
Source: RefSeq, a predicted model, not a curated record
UUCCACCCACCCCAACCUCCAACUGCCGUUCUCUUAACUGUCACCCAGAGCCUUGCUUCCCAGUCUUCCCACCACCUGGCUGUUCUUUGGGUGGCUGCUGCCUCAGGAGUCAGGAGAGCUUUGUGAGGACCAGGACACUAUAGACAUCAACUUGGUUAUUUGAGCAUCUUCCAGUGACCUUCAGCUUUACAUGAAGAUUGCUUUCUCAGAGGAGCUCCAGACUAUCAUAGAGGGAAAUAUUUCUUUUUGUCUUCAAAAUGAAAAUAGACUUGGAGGUCAGUGAGCCAAUCAACUUUAGUUCUGGAGAUCAUCAACACCUGGUUCAGAAAGCAGCAAUUAAAAGUGGCCACUCUAAAAUGGAUCAGCCCUUCACAUAUUCAUCCAGAAACACACCACAGGAAGCCAUAAAGUACCCACGUUCCAAGCAAAGAGAUACGGCAAAUGCCUAUGCAGUACAAAUUUCAGAUGAUGUUAUCUCAGAGGAGACCAUCACAAGUCCGCCCGGUCCCUUCGAAAGCAUGUCUGUCCGUAAAGGGUUCAUCCUGAAGGUGUUCGUCGUCUUGUCAGUCCAGCUGCUGGUCACUGCGACAAUCAUCGGCGUGUUUGUUUUCAGCAAACCUCUAAGAAAGUGGGUCAUCAGCGUGCCUUGGUUCAUCUAUGCACUCUUCCCAGCAUGCUUUAUUGUGAUCAUCGUGCUCGCUUGCUGUAGGGAUGUCCGGCGUCAGGUGCCCAUGAACUACAUUCUCCUGGCAUUAUUUACACUCAUGGAAGGUCUGCUGCUAGGAAGCAUGUCCGUCUUCUAUAAAGCAGAAGAGAUUCUGUGGGCAGCGGGAGCAACCACUGUGGUGACGUUAGCGCUUACUUUAUUUGCUCUCCAAACAAAAUGGGACUUCACCUUGCUGAACGGAGUGUUGUUUGUUUGCCUCUGUGUCCUCUUCGUCUACGGCAUUAUCGCACUCGUCAUACGAUCCUAUUGGCUACAUCUGGUGUAUGCUGCGCUCGGAACACUUCUCUUCUCCAUGUACCUGGUUAUGGACGUGCAGAUGAUGGUUGGGGGGCGCUACCAUUAUGAGGUAGACCCUGAAGAGUACAUUUUUGCUGCUCUGAACAUCUAUGUGGAUAUCAUCAGCCUUUUCAUUUUCAUUUUGGACCUGAUUGCCCGAUAGCCGAUGGCCAAGGGUGGCUUACGCUGAGAAGAGGGAAGGUGGGAUGCCUGUGGAGUGUGCCAGGCCCAGGCACACAGCGGUGACCACUCAUAGGUCCUUUCAGUAGUUGUUUAUUUAUUUAUCUAUUUACUUAUUAUUAAUUUAUGUCAAAAGAAGUGAAGAAUUAAGUAGAUGGUAGCUGUUGCUGUUAUACUUUUUAUUUCCCUUGUCAUAUGGCAAAACUUUGUUAUUCAUAUGGAAACAUUUCAGAUUCCCACAAAUUCAGAAAAUGAGUAUCCGAAUCACAUACUGACAUACAUUUAGAAGGUUCCCACUGCUUUGUUGAAGUUUCCUAGGCACAAUUUUUCUCUUUAUUAAGAAAUUUUUUAUUCAUUUUAUAUACCAACCGCAGAUUCCCCUCUCAUCCCUCCUCCUGCUCCCCCCAAGCCCCACCUCCCCUACUCCCCAUCCCCUCCUCUGAAAAGGUAAGGCCUCCCAUGGGGAGUCAGCAAAGUCUAGACACAAUUUAAAGCUGUAAACACCUAUACAUAAAUAAAGUUGAUUGUAGAAAACCCCAA